AACAAAAAAAAAAGACAAAAUCGAAAGUUCAAAAUUCAGUAGGUAGUCAGACUAGUGAAAAAAUGCAUAUUUUGAUGAUUCUCGGACAAAGGAUAUGCAAAUUUUAAGUUUAUCUGGAACACAGAGUAAAUUCGAAAGGUAACUAAAAUGAGUUUUGUUGAUUUCGACGUAAACCUUUAGUUAAGUUUUGGAAAACACGUCUCGCUGCCUAUGGUGGAAAAAUCAUUCGAUACUCCUGAUAUGCCAAAGGAUGUGAAAAUUCUCACUCAAUUCUAACAAGGCUAGACCAUAAGGAAUCAAGCAAGUUCCAAAACCGAAGCAAACGUAAGGUGUUCAUCAUGUCCGCUGGCGGAAUGUUUGGCUGCAAUCGGGAAGCCGUUCGAGUUAAAGUCAAGAAAUGUGAGAAAAAUGUUCCUCCUGAGACGCGCAAAUUUAGCGUAGAUCCACAAAUUACCAGCCUGGAAGUGCUUUAUUCUAUCCUUGCCAAGGCGUUCGAUCUUAAAACCGAUUUUGGUAUAAGCUGCAAAACAUUGGAUCCAAACGGAUUGGAAACUUAUCUUGUGGUUCUUUCGGAAUGGGAUUUGGAUGCAGCUUUUCUUCGCGCUCACAAUCAAUCAGUUGCAACAAAAACGGAACCAUGCCUGCAUUUAAGGGUCGAUAUUAAACCUUUCUCGGAGAUAUCGGACUGGGACGGAACGACAGCUGCUCCGGGUGGCAUUAGCCGGGAGCUGACUACAUUGCAACAAUCCAUCGGUGCUGGGCACAAGUAUGUGCAGAAUAAACUUCCUGGCUUGAUCAUGAACCAGAUGGAAAAGACAUUUUCGCUGGUACAGAAGGCUUUCAAUUUGGCCGAAGAUCCGCUGCUAACGCAAACCAUCCGGCCUCCGUUGGCCGAUGCCGAGUUUCGGACAUUUUGCGAUUCGGUUGGGCAGAUAGUGCAAAGCGAACAGCUUCGCAAGGUCAUCUAUCUAGGCGGAAUCGAUCCCAGCUUGAGACGAGUGAUAUGGAAGCACAUUCUUAAUGUGUAUCCGAGUGGCAUGACUGGACGGGAAAGAAUGGAUUACAUGAAAAGGAAAUCGGCUGAGUAUUAUCGAUUGCGAGACGUGUGGCGCACCGCUGUCCAGCAGGGUAACAUCGUGGGUGAAUUGGCCUACGUAACAAGUAUGGUGAGAAAAGACGUUCUUCGUACGGAUCGGCUGCAUCCUUUUUACGCAGGGAGUGACGAUAAUCAAAACAUAGCUUCACUGUUCAACGUUCUCACAACGUAUGCGCUAAAUCAUCCCGCAGUAAGCUAUUGCCAGGGUAUGUCCGACAUAGCAUCACCACUGUUGGUUACGAUGGCCGAUGAGGCGCAGGCCUACAUUUGCUUCUGUGCUAUUAUGAUUCGUCUCAGUUCAAACUUCAUGCUGGAUGGUAUCGCAAUGACUUUGAAAUUCAAUCAUCUGUCGGAAGCGUUACAAUUCUACGAUCCUGAGUUUUACUCCUACCUAAAGAUGCACCAAGCGGAUGAUUUAUUGUUUUGCUAUCGCUGGCUGCUACUAGAAAUGAAACGCGAGUUUGCCUUUGAAGAUUCCCUACGUAUGUUGGAGGUUUUGUGGAGUUCUCUUCCACCAACACCCCCGAAAGACGAGCUUGCGCUGUUCGAAAAGGAAUACGAACCGCCACCACCAGACAUUCCACAGCCAAAAAGUCCUUCACUGGUAGUGCUUCGAACCCCACGAGAAAAUCCCUACACGAAAGUGUGCGCACUGCGAAGGCAAAGCUCGGCCAUCAGCCUUAGCUCAACAGGAACGAAUCUGACAAACACCCCAGGACACGCUGGUAAGCUGGAUGCCACCAAACGACUCAAUCUUAGCUUGGAUGAAAACAUAAGUCGGGAAAAUUUGUAUCAAACCGAUAAAAAUAUAAGCAAAACGCAUCAGAGCUUGGACGAAGCUAAAAUUUCUCUGGUGAAACAGCGUAAAGUAGUUCGAAGCGUGGGAGAUGAAGACAUUUUAGAGGGACAUAUUGGUCAGGAGAACGAAGGCGAUGACAAUGUGUUUGGUGAACCUUCAGAACUCGAAAUGACCAAACCAAUCACUGAGGUGCCCGUGGCUUCACCUGGGAAAAACCCUUUCCUGGACAGUUCACCUGAAUCACCGACAACGGUGGAAUUGGAUGGAGAAGCUGCAGCCGCUCCAUCGGUCGCUAGUCCAGACGCAAAACAAAACGAAGAACAAGACUCACAGUCAAAUGAUUCAUCUCAAAAAACAAAAGUUCCAAGCAGUAACGCACGAAACUCUCCUUUAAACAGAAGCAGGAGCUUAUUCUCCGCUGGAACUGGCAACAUGAUAGCUCGGCAGCUAAGUCAACGUAAGAGCUUUGCGACAAGUGGCGGUGGCCAUUUCAAGGAUUUAAAGGAAAAGUUGGCAGCAAGUAAAAAAGGUAUUUUUGCCUCUCUUGAUAAAAAUGACUCAGAUCUAUCGAAUACCGGAUCAUCAUUCCAUGGGGACGAUCGUAAACCAAAAUUGGUGAAAAAUUUCAACGAAUUUCUGAGUUUUGCUGCAAUGAACCGCAGUCGAAUAAGUGAUAAGCUUAACAGUAAACGAAUAGUGACUACCUCGCUUGAUUCUACUGGAUCUGGGACAACUAUAACGACGGGAUCGUCCAUAACCAUGGAUGAUGAUUCAACGGACACCAUCGAAUACGAUGAAUUGAAACCAAAACCUUUGAUAAAGCUAACUAAAUCUUCUUUCGAUGAUUCAGAUUCGUCUAGUACGGGUGUGGCAGAUUCAAUUGCCGCCAUAUCGCGUUCGAGCGAUAACAGUAGCUUUAUCGUGGAUGACAGUUCGGUUUCAGUAUCUCCUAUCCACCAACCAUUGGCAGAAUCUGAAGCAAUGGAAAAUCCAGCGCAAGUUGAUCUCCAUGAUAAGGAGCAGUUCGCAUCACAUGGUCAAGAUGGAAGUAGCCCGGAUGAUUCACAGGAAUAUUUUCCCAUGACAACGUCAAUGACUCGUGAGUUACGCCUAGAAUUAGAAAACCUCGAUCGGCACGUGUUUGGUACGGACUUCCAUAACCAACAGCGAUUUUACACAUUGAGCGGUUGUAUAGAGUUGGAUACUCCUCCAGAAAGUGUUGAAUCGAUGCAAAGUUUCGCAAAAACUCGACCUAGCGAUUAUCGCAAACUACAGAAUGGUUCUACCAUUGAAGCAGACAUACAAUCAGUGGACGAGAUCUGUGAUUUGAAAGAAGCCCCUAGCACAGAAGUAGUACGAUAUCGUGAGAAGGUACGGCCCUUGAGCGAGAUCGAUGCUGACAGUGUCAAUAAAAGGAUAAGUACCUCCAGUGCCAACGCUGAUGUCUUCGUGUGGGAGAAUCCACUACACCAAUGCGACAGCCCUCUAUCUACUGGUGAUCUUUCUCAAGGUCGACCUUUAACCACUAUGAUAGAACGUACGGCAACCACUCCUGACGAACAUCCCGAAUUGGACUAUGACGGGGAAAUAAUCGUAGAAACGUCGACGGGGAAGAAAUCCGUUACCCCAAUCCGAUUAGUAAGACGCACCGGAGAUCAAUCUAGUACAACCUCAAACCGAAACUCGAUGAUAUUGCCUGAUUCUGACUCGGACGAUUCUCCGCCCAUCCGCUCGCCAGCAGUUUCCUUUAAAUUUCACCCAAACAAUCCAUUUUACGAUGCUAAUUCAACCAAUAUCGCUGCAACUGCAACUCUGCCAACGACCGUUAUACCCCAGCCCGAAGGUACGUUGGAAAUUUCAUCAACUAAUAGUCCAUUCGACGAAGCUUCAGAGGCAACUAAAAUUGAUCUAAGCAUCCAGCAACCUUCCUCGACCAACAUUCCUGCCGCACCGCCGUCGGAACCGAUCAAAGUGGCCGGAGUUCUCCCACCACCACACGAAUUCGGAGGCGGCAAUCCGUUUCUGAUGUUUUUGUGCAUAACUAUUCUACUACAGCAUAGGGACUACGUGAUGAAAACGAACAUGGACUACAACGAAAUGGCCAUGCACUUCGACAAGAUGGUUCGGAAACAUAACGUUGUACGGGUACUCAAUCAGGCGCGGCAGAUGUACGCCGAGUAUCGGAAGUGGUACCAGCAGGAUCUGCAACUGCAUCAACAGCAAAAACAUCCGCAAGCUGCAAAGUCUACUUCUGUUGGUAGUGCCAGUAUGAGUACGAGCAUGUACGGAAAUCUCGGAAGUGCAGCAGGUAUUUCGGCGAACUCGGCUAAUGCUCAACCCAGAAGAAACACAACCAGCGGAUUGACCUUUACAGCGUGAGUUCAGCAAUAAGUUGACGGUGUAACCUAAUUAAGCAUAACCGAAACUUUGAGAUUUCUGUGAUGAUUUCGUCAUUCCAACGGGCUUCAGUCGCUAAAAAGUUAUCUACAGCGGCGUGAUAACGAGGUCAUUUGGUUAUGAAACAUCACAUUCGUACUAACGAGAUUUCAUUAUUCAUUCGAUCAUCUUAGUGACAAACACUUUUUGCUUAGUUUUGCAUAUCGUUCUACGUUUCAAAAGCUCUUUCACUUUUACGUCGUUUUAAUUAUUAUGUUUUGUGAUACAUAUUAUGAGGGACUGAUUUUAUUCAUUAAAUUCUUUACUAUUUUUAGUUAAUAAUUGUAUAUUAAACGUAUUGUUUGCUCUACGAAUUGUACUAGAUACGGAUUUAACAGGUUUUAUCACUAGAUUCGAAUGCAUCUCAAUGUUACAAUUUUACUGCUACGAUCCCUAACUUAGAAAUAUCAAAACCAAUGUCAAUAACUAGUUUUUCAACGGAAUUAAAGCUAGAAUCAACAUUAAAAAUGCCUAUUUAGAAUACAGACGAGAACAUCAAAUAAAUCAUAUAAAUAUAUUUACAAUAGAAACACACUUUCCCACUUUUAGAGGGCAUAGAUAGAAACCAAAAACGAAGGAUAGACGAGUUUCGAUUUCCAUUUUGUAAAUCCUCUAUCGUUGAAUGUAACGUUUCAACCCAAGUGUUUUAAGGAACAGUAACGAUUGAGAGACAAUGAGAUAGUGAAAAUGUGUUAGAUUUAAAUUCGAAAACGUGACCGAGAUUGAUCCAAUUGAGCAAAUUUGAAAUCCAUAGAAAGUAAUGAAUGCGAAAGGGUUUUUCUUUAAACAUGCUGGUGUUGGACUAUUUGUGUGAGUGUAUUAAACUGAACUAAAGUAAAUAUUUCCAAUGAAGAAAAAACUUCCUGAUAAUCUUCUAGCAGAUCGAAAACAAAACAAAA
Messenger RNA from Uranotaenia lowii, 5230 nucleotides. RefSeq lists its product as uncharacterized. The record is from RefSeq and is a predicted model, not a curated record. Gene Ontology annotation, molecular function: GTPase activator activity. Gene Ontology annotation, cellular component: autophagosome. Lineage: Eukaryota; Metazoa; Arthropoda; Insecta; Diptera; Culicidae. The transcript is spliced from 5 exons. Gene Ontology annotation, biological process: activation of GTPase activity; regulation of autophagosome maturation. The coding region runs from base 339 to 4274 and encodes 1311 amino acids.